Messenger RNA from Caenorhabditis elegans, 802 nucleotides. Its product is annotated as T20D4.11-like domain-containing protein. The record is from RefSeq and is marked reviewed. NCBI's taxonomy places the organism in Eukaryota, Metazoa, Nematoda, Chromadorea, Rhabditida, Rhabditidae. The transcript is spliced from 3 exons. Bases 40 to 585 code for a protein of 181 amino acids.
AAAUUUUCAAAACUAUUUUUGAAAACACUCGACUCAGUUAUGCAGCUCAUAUUUCAGCUCUUGAUAUUCGAGAUUUUCGUGUUUUUUGGCGUUCUUGGAGCCCCAUAUCAUGUUCAAGAAGAGUGUUCAACAAUGGAUCAUCUUAUUGAUAGACAUCUGACUGAUUUUUCCGAAGCUCUUCAAAGUGUGCUGGACGAAAAAAACUCGUUUGAAAUGUUGAGAGGAGAAGAUGAGGAUAACUUUAUGUUUGUCCAGGGAUGUGAAACCAUUGAAAGGGACCUAAAUGUUAUCACUUGCAAGAAAUUAAGAGAUAAGAAUCGGAAUGUUAUCAAGCAAUGCUAUGAGUUGGAUCUUGUUGGAACACCACUGUCAUACUGUAUUCAGAGAAAACUUAAUGCUGACAAAGUCGCUAAUCGUUGUGUGAAAACAUAUUUGAAAUCAAAAGACACACGUGAGCUUAAACGUCUUUUCGACACAAAUCUGAAAUGUUUGGUGGAAGGAUUCACUAGCCUUUGCGGACAUGAAGCGGGAAAAGUGAUUUCGGAGAAUUUGAAGAAAAUUAAAUAUCUGAAAGGUAUUAAUUGAUUUUCGUAUUUAGUAUGUUGUACAUACAUUUUUUUUUUAACUCCAAAAAUAUGUUUUAUCUUUUCAUUAUUACUUUAUUAAAAAACUUUAAAACUUCAAUUUUGUUGCAACAUAUAAUAAAACUAUAUUAAAUUAAAUAAAAACUUAUUCAUUUUGUACAAUUCAACUUGUUUUCUAUUGUCUCUAGCAUCCCAUCAAUGAAUGUUUCAAGUGCCAA